AUGGGUGAUAAACAAGGAGUUGCAGCAAAUGGGACGAGCGAGGCAAUAGUAUGCUAUGCUCCGACCAUGAUAACCACCAAUGGUGUAUGGCAAGGUGAUAAUCCUUUGGAUUACUCUCUCCCUCUUUUCAUCUUGCAAUUAACAUUGGUGGUCAUCACCACUCGACUUCUUGUUUUCAUCCUGAAACCUUUUCGCCAACCUCGUGUUCUUUCUGAAAUUUUGGGUGGUGUAAUAUUGGGUCCAUCAGUUCUUGGAAAUGUUCAAUUUUUUGCGCAUACAAUAUUCCCUUUAAAAAGUGUAAUGGUGCUUGAAACAAUGGCAAAUGUAGGUCUUCUCUACUUCUUGUUCCUUGUUGGAGUGGAGAUGGACGUUUCUGUAAUUAAAAGAACUGGGAAAAAGGCUUUUGUCAUUGCUGUUGCUGGUAUGAUUUUGCCUUUCUUCACUGGAUUGGCUUUCUCUUUUCUUAUGCGUAAAGAUUCUUCAUCAUAUGCUAUGAACCAAGGGACUUUUGUUCUCUUCCUCGGCGUUGCCCUCUCUGUCACUGCUUUUCCUGUGCUUGCAAGGGUCCUAGCUGAGCUGAAACUCUUAAACACUGAGCUUGGUAAGAUUGCCAUGUCUUCAGCUCUUAUCAACGACAUUUGUGCCUGGAUUUUACUGUGUUUCGCCAUUGCCCUUGCUGAAAACGACAGUACAUCUAUGGCUUCCAUUUGGGUGAUUCUUGCAAGUGCAGCAUUCGUUUUCUUUUGUUUCUAUGUGGUUAAACCUGCAAUUUCUUGGAUUAUUAGAAGAACCCCAGAAGGAGAAACCUUUAGCGAGUUUUAUAUAUGCCUUGUUCUCACCGGAGUAAUGAUUUCAGGAUUUAUAACAGAUGCCAUUGGAACACAUUCCGUUUUUGGAGCUUUUGUGUUUGGCUUAAUUAUCCCAAAUGGACCUCUUGGAGUUACUCUUAUAGAAAAGCUUGAGGAUUUUGUAUCAGGGCUUUUACUUCCACUUUUCUUUGCUAUGAGUGGGCUCAAGACUAAUAUAGGGGCUAUUCGUGGGGCCAACACUUGGGGACUCUUAGUUUUUGUCAUACUUCUUGGAAGUGCUGGAAAAGUUGCUGGCACUGUGUUGGUCACAACAUGUUACCAGAUGCCUAUACGUGAAGGCCUCGCUCUUGGCUUGCUAAUGAACACCAAAGGCCUUAUUGAAAUGAUCAUUCUCAACGUUGGUAAGGAUCAAAGGGUCUUGGACGAGGAGUCUUUUGCAAUUAUGGUGAUUGUAGCUGUGGUUAUGACUGCACUUGUCACACCUUUUGUGACUGCAGUAUAUAGGCCAGCAAAAAAAUUCAUACCAUACAAAAGACGAACAAUUCAAAGAUCAAAACCAGAUGCAGAGUUAAGGGUACUGGUGUGUGUACACACUCCUCGAAAUGUUCCAACAAUCAUUAACCUCUUAGAAGUUUCAUACCCGACCAAAAGAUCACCUAUGUGUGUUUAUGUUCUUCACCUAGUUGAACUCACUGGUCGUGCAUCAGCCAUGCUUAUAGUUCACAACACUAGAAAAUCUGGUCGACCAGCUCUUAACAGAACCCAAGCUCAAUCUGAUCACAUCAUCAAUGCCUUUGAAAAUUAUGAACAGCAUACAGCUUUUGUUUCAGUUCAACCCUUAACAGCUAUUUCUCCUUACUCAACCAUGCAUGAAGACAUUUGUAACUUAGCAGAAGACAAAAGGGUUGCUUGUAUAAUAAUUCCUUUCCAUAAACAACAAACAGUUGAUGGUGGGAUGGAAGCUACAAAUCCAGCAUUUCGAUUGGUUAACCAAAACUUGUUAUCAAAUUCACCGUGUUCAGUUGGGAUCCUCGUAGACAGAGGUCUCAACGCCACAAAUCGGUUAGCCACAAACCAAUUAGGUCACCAUGUAGCUGUGUUAUUCUUCGGAGGGCCUGAUGAUAGAGAGGCACUAGCAUAUGCAUGGAGGAUGUCUGAGCAUCCAGGGGUAGCAUUAACAGUAAUGCGGCUCAAUGCAGCCGAGGAUGCAGCACAACCAGCAAUUAAGCAAUAUGGUGGAGAUCAUAAUGACCCUAAGAAUACCGUGGAAUCACAAGAUAAAAGAGAGAAAAAAAUGGAUGAAAAUUAUAUAAAUGAAUUUAGAACGUACAACGCUAAUGAUGAAUCAGUAUUUUAUAGUGAAAGGGUAGUGAACAAUGGAGAGGAAACAGUGGCUGCAAUAAGAGCAAUGGACAUAAAUGCUUAUGAUUUGUUUGUAGUAGGAAGAGGAGAAGGGGUGAUAUCUCCACUCACUGCUGGGCUUACAGAUUGGAGUGAAUGUCCAGAGCUUGGAGCAAUUGGUGAUUUGCUUGCAUCUUCAGAUUUUGCAGCAACAGUUUCUGUGUUGGUUAUACAACAAUAUGUUGGUGCUGAGCUUCAACCAGAGACAAUGAUUUCUGAUGACCAAGACGAUCAAUAUUUUGGUCUACAACUUAUGAAUAAACGCCCUUCAUCAACAAGGCAAUAA
Messenger RNA from Manihot esculenta (cassava), 2496 nucleotides. Its product is annotated as cation/H(+) antiporter 15. Bases 1 to 2496 code for a protein of 831 amino acids. The transcript has 3 exons. Gene Ontology annotation, molecular function: antiporter activity. NCBI's taxonomy places the organism in Eukaryota, Viridiplantae, Streptophyta, Magnoliopsida, Malpighiales, Euphorbiaceae. Gene Ontology annotation, cellular component: membrane; endomembrane system. The record is from RefSeq and is a predicted model, not a curated record. Gene Ontology annotation, biological process: regulation of pH; proton transmembrane transport.